UCUUUACCGGUCUCCCGGGAAGCAGUGCUCAGUAAGGUGUGAGCAAUUACUGCCCUUAACAACCACUACAAACAAAAACAAAAAAGCUUCCGGCGAACCAGGAAGAAAAAAUGCAAAAUCCAGUCAGACAGGAAGAUGCUUCUGUUGACAGUCUUGAUAUGGAAUCCCUUAAUGAGUCUAUGACUCUUAUAGAUACAUGGAAACCAACAAAAGAUGUGUUUGCACUGAAGAAUUACAUGUUUGGAUUGUCAUCGAUCAGCAGCUGCACUGCUGCAUAUAUCAACUCUCACUACAGGAGAGCUGUCAAGCUGAAGAAUUAUGCCUUGUGCCUACUUUUAUUCCAGUGGUCCUACUGCCUUCCAUAGUGAGCACACUUUUGCAACAAGACUGUAUACGUAUCCCUUACCUAGUGUAGGAGAACCUAAAGCACUGAUGAAGGAACUGAUCAGAAUGACUCGACCAAUACUUCCACAACUCUGUCUUCUUGCUGGAUUCCAAGUAGUUGUUGGCACAGCAUGGACUCACUGGGAGGCUCACAACCUUUUCACUGUACUGUCAAAACUCUCAGAGAUGGAGCAAGUUGUGAAAAGACAUCACACAGUAAAGGAAAAUAUUUCCCAGGACACUUUAAAGACAGACUCAGAGAAAUAUAAUUAAAUUAAAAAUUUAUUCUGCUGUUUACCUGGAGUUUACCUGGAGAGAGUUCCGGGGGUCAGCGCCCCCGCGGCCCGGUCUGUGACCAGGCUGUAUAGUUUAACUUAAAAUAAUUUUAUUUUGUAAUUAUUUAUAGUAUGUAAAUAAAAGUUUUCAAGAUGUA
Molecule: messenger RNA, 817 nt
Organism: Cherax quadricarinatus
Lineage: Eukaryota; Metazoa; Arthropoda; Malacostraca; Decapoda; Parastacidae
Source: RefSeq, a predicted model, not a curated record